CCUUAUAUAUGGGGCCAAGCGGAAGUAGUCGGACGCCAUUUCGUGGCGGUGCUGCAAGUGGCCGUUUCGCACCCACCUGCUGUGACGACAGCGGACAAACCGCUGUUUUGGUUUAUUUUUUUAAAUUUUAUUUUUUCUUGUUACAAUUGGAAAGCUACAAAACACCCAACCCGAUGGAAGCGGCGCUCAAUUCGUCUCAUCAAAGCUCCGCGGUGGGGCUGUCCUGCGGUGGGAUGGACCCGCACACUAGCACCGGCAAGCGCAUCCGCAAGCCCUCGCUGCUCUACGAGGACUUCGAAAGCCCCUCGCUGCCGCACGCCAUGCCGGCGGGUCCGCCUGCCCCUCCGCAGCCCUCCGUCAGGGACCCGUUCCGGCUGGGCCGCGCCACCAACCAGCUGCAGUACCUCCAGAAGACCCUGCUCAAGUGCCUUUGGAAGCAUCACUUUGCGUGGCCCUUCCACGAGCCAGUGGACGCUCACAGGCUCAAUUUGCCUGACUACCACAAGAUCAUCAAGCAGCCCAUGGACAUGGGCACCAUCAAGAAGCGCCUGGAGAAUAACUUCUACCGCUCUGCCAGCGAGUGCAUCCAGGACUUCAACACCAUGUUCACCAACUGUUACAUCUACAACAAGCCAACCGACGACAUCGUGCUGAUGGCCCAGUCCCUGGAGAAGGUCUUCCUCCAGAAAGUGGCUCAGAUGCCUCAAGAUGAGGUGGAGCUGUCCGCGCCUGCCCCCCGCAAGAAGAGCAGCCAGGGACGUGGCCGCAAGACGAGCCCCAUGCGUGCGCAGCAGGUUCCCGCCGUGUCGCAGUCUGCCUACUCGCCGUCCUCCUCGGACACGGGAGAGUCCAUGCUGGCCAAUUCCCCGCAGACAGUGCUGACCAAGAGCCUGCCUCCGGCUACCAUCAUGGGCCUGCCUCCCACGCAGCCCACCACAAAGAAAAAGGGCGUUAAGCGCAAGGCGGACACCACCACUCCGUCCACCAUGGGCUUGACGGUGGGCAUGUCGGCGGAGGGACACGGACACAUGGUGGGCUUGGGCAAGGGAGGCCACGGCGGGCAGGUCCAUGAAUCCUCCAUGAACGCCAUCUCCUGCAUGGGCACCAUGACCCUGGAGACGCCGGCAGGCAUGGGCCUGGUCCACAGCCCUGGCGGGCCCAUCCUGCUGCAGCCCAUGAUGUCGGUGGUGGGGCGGCGUGUGGGCAGCGGGCGCCCUAUCAAGCCACCCAAGAAGGAUCUGCCAGACUGUGUGCAGCUGCAGCCGUUGCGAAAGGGAAAGCUGAGCCCGGCCUUGCGCUACUGCUGCGGGCUGCUCAAGGAUAUGUUCUCCAAGAAGCACGCCGCCUACGCCUGGCCCUUCUACAAACCCGUGGACGCCGCCGAGCUCGGCCUGCACGACUAUCACGACAUCAUCAAGUGUCCCAUGGACCUCUGCACCAUCAAGAGGAAGAUGGACGGUCGCGAGUACCGUGAUGCGCAGCAGUUUGCUGGCGACGUACGCCUCAUGUUCUCCAACUGCUACAAGUACAACCCACCCGAUCACGACGUGGUGGGCAUGGCCCGCAAGCUGCAGGAUGUAUUUGAGUUCAGCUUCGCCAAGAUGCCCGACGAGCCGCAACUUGACCACAGCGCCUUGUCCCUGAGUUGCCACCCCACGUCCUCCUCCUCCUCUUCCUCUUCUUCCUCCUCGACCUCCUCGUCAUCCACGUCCGAGAGUGAGCCCAGCAGUGAGAGCGAAGAGAGCAGCCCCAGCUCGGACAGUGAGGAGGAGCGAGCCCACCGGCUGGCUGAGUUGCAGGACCAGGUGUGCACGCAGCUUCGAGCUGUGCAUGAGCAGCUGACUGCGCUCUCCCAGGGCCCCAUCGUCAAGCCCAAGAAGAAGCGUGAGAAGAAGGACAAGAAGGAGAAGAAGAAGCACAGGAAGCCAGACAAGCGCAGUCGCGCAGCCAAGAACCGAGCGGGCUCCGAGGAGUGGACCAUGCCCACUAAAAUGCUCAAGAGCAAAGCGUCACAGGGAAGCGCAUCGCAGCUCAAGAAGAGCCAAACUAAGAAGAGCAGCAAGAGCAGCAAGAGCUCCAAGAAGCCUUUCUACCCGCUGUUGCCGGCUGCCAUGCUGCCGCACUACGACUCUGAGGAGGAGGAGGAAAUUGUGCCCAUGACUUACGACGAGAAGCGGCAGCUGAGCCUGGACAUCAACAAGCUUCCGGGCGAGAAGCUGGGUCGUGUGGUGCACAUCAUCCAGUCGCGGGAGCCCUCGCUGCGCGACACCAACCCUGAGGAGAUUGAAAUCGACUUUGAGACGCUCAAGCCGUCCACACUGAAGGAGCUGGAGCGCUAUGUCAUGACGUGUCUGCGGAAGAAGCCGCGCAAGCCCUACACCGACCAAGCAGUGAAGAAAGGCGGCGUGGUCAAGUCCAAAGAGGAGCUGACCCUGGAGAAGCGUCUGGAGCUGGAGAGGAGGCUCCAGGACGUCAGCGGACAGCUCAACUCUGCCAAGAAGCCUGCCAAACCUAAAGCGGAGAAGGCCAACCCCGCCGAGGCCCACACGCAGCCCUCGCGCCUCAGCGGCAGCAGUUCCAGCUCGGACUCGUCAUCGUCCUCCUCCUCCUCGUCAUCCUCGUCCUCAGACACCAGUGAGUCAGACUCCGGCUGAGCUCUUUGCGGCUAAAAUAGAAAAUAUUAAUAAUAAUAAUAAUAAUAUAAAGAAGAAGCAACUCAGGGACUUGGGCUGGCCCAGGAUGCGACACUCCCUGAAAACGGACUACUGUAUUGAACUCCUUUUGAAUGUUAGACUUGAAGGACGUGUGGGGAAAAGAAACAAUUGAAAUAGAACACUUAAUGCCUUUGCUUUCUCCCGCCUGCUUUUUUUUCUUUGUUUGUAAAUAAGAUGUACAAAAAUGUAUGUUUCUUUUAUAAAGAAACAUUUUAUGAUUAUUUCCACCACCCAGAGAAGGACGUGGUGCAAGUCUUCUUUGGAUGUAUUUAUUUAUUUGAAAACUCGACAAAUGUUUUUGGCUAAUCCUCAUUAUCUCCCUCCUUUUCCCUUUAUGGACCCUGCUUUAUCUUAAACACAUGUCGAUGAACUGUGUAAAAGCUGCUUGAGCAUUUAUUUGACAUCCAUCUUAAGGUCUAUCUACUAGUAUGCCCUUUGUCCUCACUAGUAAGAAAAUUCAGUGUGACUAGAGCGCAGAACAACUCUGGCUUACUAGUGUUAAAAAAAAUAAAUAAUAAAUUCUACUAUUAAAGGACAACUUUGGCAUACUAGUAGAACAACUACAUGUUACUAGUGAGGCAAAACCGUGCACCUGUGCACUUCUGGUGAAGCGCUAGAUGUUCUGCACUUCUGGUGAAGCGCUAGAUGUUAACUGGUGCACGGUUUUGCCUCACCAGCAAUAUGUAGUUCCUCUCGUAUGCCAAAGUUGAUCUACUAGUGAUGUCAAAGAGUAUAUUAGUACAGGGAUCUUAAGCUAAAUAUUGGAGCAUUUAUGUGACAUGCUAUGUAUGUGACAUACUUUAGAUCCAGCUUAAGGUCCAUGUACUAGUACACUCUUUUGCCUCACUAGUAAGACAAUUAAAUGCUUUUGUAGAACAACGCAAGUGUGCUAGUAGAACAACUGUGUUAUUAGUAGUUAUUUCAACUACUCUGAAAUUUAUGCACAACAGUAGGACAGUACAUGUUACUAGUGAGACAAAACACCAGUGCACUCGUUGACAUCUGUAUGCUGCUAGUGACUUCAAAGCAUACUGGUACAUGGACCUUAAACUGGACAACAAGGGUAUGGAAUAAAUUCUCAAACUGCUUUAUGGCACGCCAUUUGAGCAUUUAUUUUAUCUUACUCGUGAGGACAAAGAGUAUACUAGUACAUAAACCUUAAGCUAGAUAUGAAGGAAUAGAAUAAAUGCUCAAACAACUUGUAAUAUGGAACGGUGACACUGCAAGCGCAAUAUGAAAUUUUUCCAUAAUUAUUCUUGACGUCGCGGCAUCCUGUUGUCUACAACUAAAAGCAGCCCCACAACUUGAUUUCAUUCCUGGAUUGUCGUCACUGUUACAAGAAAGCAUGCUGAACAUUUGGCAUUUAUCCAUUCCAAACAUGUUCACGGUUCAGAAUGUAAAUGAUUGAGCACCACGCUGAUUUGUGGAAGUAAUGCCUGUAUAUUCUUAAAAGUGUUUAUGCUGUUGCACAAAAACUACUGCAUCUGCCCUGCUGUUCUGUUCCCUGAGGUGCCCUUGUCCUUUUUACGCUGCUCUUUACAAUACUUCUCUCAUUCCGGUUUAGCAUCACUGUUGUUGUUUGCUCACUUAGAGCGACUCCGGCCUCUUGACGCACCCCCUCCCCCCCCAGUUGAAAGCUUUGUUCAUUAAAAUAAUCUGUAAACACAA
Phyllopteryx taeniolatus (common seadragon) is the source of this 4382-nucleotide messenger RNA. RefSeq names its product bromodomain-containing protein 2-like. The transcript is spliced from 12 exons. The record is from RefSeq and is a predicted model, not a curated record. Gene Ontology annotation, biological process: regulation of DNA-templated transcription; chromatin remodeling. Gene Ontology annotation, cellular component: nucleus; chromatin. NCBI's taxonomy places the organism in Eukaryota, Metazoa, Chordata, Actinopteri, Syngnathiformes, Syngnathidae. The coding region runs from base 9 to 2654 and encodes 881 amino acids.